Effrenium voratum is the source of this 420-nucleotide messenger RNA. NCBI's taxonomy places the organism in Eukaryota, Dinophyceae, Suessiales, Symbiodiniaceae. The record is from the annotation of a GenBank genome assembly.
AUGUUCGGUUCUGCGCGCCUGGCUUGGGCAGUGCUGCUUGUUAGCUCGGCGUCUGCUCAGCUUGCCAGCGAGCUUACAAAGGAGCAGCUGAAACCGCUGACAGUUUUCCGACAGCAGCAUCGGCGUCUGGCGUGUUGGUGCUCGUUUUGCACAUUUUUCCUCCUUGCAAUGAUGUUUGCAGGUGGAUGGCCGCCUGUGCGCGGCUGCUUUUGUGCAGGCGUGGCGAACCGCGCGUUCAGUCUGAGGGCGGGUUUGCUUUGCUUGGUGUCAAGGACAAACGUGUCUACACUGGGUGCACAGACGCACGGCCCCAUGCAGCGCAAUGCUGUUGAGCAGCUGCACGUUUGUGUUUUGCUAGGCCCCGAGCCCCGACGGAGGAAGCGGGAGAGAGUGGUGUUAUGUCGAAGCCCAGGCGCGUGA